UGUGGCUGCUGGGAGGAGGAGACGGAGGAGAGGAGGAGGCGGAGGCUGCUGCUGCUGCUGCCGUGGGGAGUCAUGGCCGCGGAGCGAGGGGACGCGGUUCGAGCCCGGGCGCGGCUCGGUCUCAUCGCGGGGCACCUCAAGGCCCGGCCCGCGGCGGGCUGCACGGGAGCGACACCGCAGCAAUGCGCCUCCUCCUCGGAGGAGGAGGGGGGAGACGCGAGCAGGACCAUACCCAUGCGCAGACAGGACCUGCUCAAGUGGAACGGAUGGGGGUACACCGACUCCAGAUUCAUCUUCAACAAGAAGGGGCAGGCAGAGUUCACGGGGAAGAGGUACCGGGUGAGCGGCCUGGUGUUGCCGGCGCUCCGGGAAUGGAUGGAGCAGACGUUUGGCGCCAGCGUUGAGCACCACAGCGAUGCGCGGACGUCGGUGAACGUGGAGGCGGUGCCGCCGCCGGUGCGUAACGAGGCGUUCGUGCGCGACCUCCAGCGAGCGGCGGUGCCGAUGUCCGAGGACCCCGAGGACCGGCUGUUCCGCGCGCACGGUCACUGCCUGCAUGAGAUCUUCGCUCUGCGGGAGGGCAGGCUGGAGCGAGUUCCCGACCUCGUUGUGUGGCCCGGCAGCCAUGAAGACGUGGUGCGGAUCGUGGAGCUGGCUGUGCAGCACAACGUCUGCAUCAUCCCAUAUGGCGGCGGCACCAGCGUAUCCAGCGCCCUCGAGUGUCCCAGUGACGAGACGCGCACCAUCGUCUCCGUCGACACGUCUCAGAUGAACCGCAUCCUGUGGAUCGACGAGAUGAAUCUGACGGCACGGAUCCAGGCGGGGAUCAUCGGGCAGGACCUGGAGAGAGAGCUGGGCGAGCGAGGCUACUGCACGGGCCACGAGCCUGACUCCAUGGAGUUCAGCUCGCUGGGCGGGUGGGUGGCGACGCGCGCCUCCGGCAUGAAGAAGAACGUCUACGGCAACAUCGAGGACAUGCUGGUGCAUGUGAAGGUGGUGACACCACGCGGCGUGGUGGAGAAGAGCUGCCAGGGCCCACGCACCUCCACGGGCCCCGACGUUCACCACUUCAUCAUGGGCUCCGAGGGAACCCUGGGCUUGGUGACCGAGGUCACCAUGAAGAUCCGGCCGCUGCCCCAGUCCCAGAAGUACGGCUCGGUGGUUUUCCCGUCGUUUGAGCAGGGCGUGGCCUGCCUGCGUGAGGUCGCUCGCCAGAGAUGUGCGCCGGCCUCCAUCCGCCUCGUCGACAACUCACAGUUUCAGUUUGGGCACGCGCUCAAACCGCAGGUCUCGUCAAUCUUCACAUCGUUCCUGGACGGCCUCAAGAAAUUCUACAUCACCAAGUUCAAGGGCUUCGACCCGCAGCACCUGUGCGUGGCGACGCUGCUGUUCGAGGGCGACCGGGAUGCCGUGCUGCAGCAGGAGAAACACGUGUACGACAUCGCCGCCAAGUUCGGGGGCCUGGCGGCAGGCGAGGAUAACGGGCAGCGCGGGUACCUCCUCACCUUCAUCAUUGCGUACCUGCGCGACCUGGGCAUGGACUACUAUAUCAUCGCGGAGUCGUUUGAGACGUCUGUGCCCUGGGACAGAGUCCUGGAUCUGUGCCGGAACGUGAAGGAGUGUCUCAUCCGCGAGAGCAAAGAGCGAGGGGUGCAGUUCCCGGCGUUUGCCUCUUGCAGGGUGACGCAGACGUACGACGCCGGCGCCUGCGUUUACUUCUACUUCGCCUUCAACUACCGCGGGCUCAGCGACCCCGUGCACGUCUACGAGCAGAUCGAGAGCGCAGCGCGAGAAGAGGUCUUGGCGAACGGGGGCAGCCUCUCUCACCACCACGGCGUGGGGAAGCUGCGCAAGCGCUGGCUGCCCUCAGCCGUGUCGGACGUCGGAGUGGGAAUGCUCCGUGCCGUCAAGGACUACGUGGACCCCAAGAACAUCUUCGGCAACAACAAUCUGCUCUGAGGACCCAUCCCACGGGGGCGGGCGGGGGGGCAGGAGGGGUUUGGCAGGAAGGGGGGGGGGUGUGGUGGAGGGGGGUGGGUACGUACGGAGGACAGUAGCUGGCAGAGAGGGCAACUCAUUUCCACGAAUAAACCCAACCGACUAUCUAACAUCGCACUUGGAGCCGUGAAACAGGCCAGUCGCCAGAUGGUGCCACUCAACACUUGAUGGGAACACCCACCACCAGAUGGACACUCACCAGAUAGGGCCACCCCCAAGCUGGGCCACUCGUCAGAUGCGUGGAGUGGCCGAAGCGGUGAGCCGCCGUGGCAAAGGCGGAGCCUGGGUUUGAUUUUCUGGCCUUGCCCCACACCGCACUUAACCCGCUCGCUCGGCGCGCUUUGGAUUUGCGUUGAGUUGGCUUUUACUUUCACGCUUUAGCUUAGAGGUGAAUGGUGGGCUUUUGCCGGCAACGGUUUCUGCAGGGUUUCCGGUGUGCUGGAGAAAAUUCUUGCCUGUGUUUAUGUGUGUGUGUGUGUGCGCGCACUGGUGAGAAAUGUGGUCAGGGUGUUGUUGCCACACCCUACCUCUUUGUGUGCCGUGCCCCAUGUGCACAGGUGCUCGCUGAUAGCACUUGCCCCAACAGCCUGUGCAGCUAUACGGGGGAGCUUUGUGUGUGUGUGCUGGCCGGUGUGCUUGGGACUUAAUGCUAAACUCUAGGCAUGUAUCGAUUCAUCGAUUGAAAUAUAUUUUUGCGCUCAUAAUACAUGUAUGGAAUUGUGUGCGUAACUAUCGGUCAUUUACGAUUUAUGCAAAUCAUAUGCAAACGAUACUAAAAAGUUGCAUUUGGACUAGUGGAUCCGAACAAAACUGUACGAGACGGAAAGAAAUGAGGCAAUAUAAGUAGACGCAAAAACCAGACGAGGCGAAUUGAUUACUCAAUCGAAUCGACAUCAAUUUGUGGCAGCUCAAUGAAUUGCUGGAGUGGAGAGGUAAUUCCCUACAUGCCUAGCUUACAGUGUGCGAGCGAGUGAGCGGACGUGUGCGUACAUGAAUGUAUGUGAGCAUACGCACGCACGUGCGCGUGUGAAUUUGUGUAUUGGUGGGUGCUUUUUGUGUGUUCACGUAAUAAGUGUGUGCAUAUAUGACUGGGUGCACGCGUGUGUGUGUUGGUGUUUAUGAAUGUGUGUGUUGGUGUUUAUGAAUUUUGUGUGUAUGGGUGGACUUUGGGGCUUGAGGUGACACUGAACAGUAGGGGAUUAACAAUGUACCUCUCCUGGAAAUCCGGUGAAUUGUCACGAUUAAGGGUAGCGAUUCGAUUCCAGAAUCAAUAUUUUUUUGUUACACAUUGCGGUGAAUGUAGUAGCCUCGAGUGGAUGCUGAUACCCAUUGCAAAACCUGACGAGUCAAAAAACAUUGUUUCUUGCCACGAUUUGACGAACGCGUCUUCAUCUUAGGAAUCUCAUAUCGAUAAUCAAUGAAUCUGUCCAUUAUCAAUUACACCCCUACUUGAUGGCAAAGCUUUAGCUGAGAUAAUUCAGUGAAGAUCGGAAUAUACAGAGUGCUCUGCAUCGUUAGCUCUGUCCUGCAUCAUUGCAGCAAACGAGCGGAGGGCGGGAGGGGCGUUUGUGUUUGGUAUGACACGUUGUUAGCGUCGAAGCAUUUCAUUUCGAGAGAGGACUCCACCCUGAGACCCAAGCAGCUCUUCUCUCGUAGCACCACGCCUCGGUUGCGUACCCCGGGGACUCACACGUGAGUUUUAAGGUUUAGUGUGAGAAAAACUAUUUUAAUUGACUUUCUCGAGCACCGCCAAUGCUGUCCAGUGCUGUCACUGACGUGCGCUGCCGUCCAUUUUUUUGUAUGUCACUGCAAGUGUCACUAACGGUGCGUGCGACAAAGCCACUUGAAAGUCUUUUAACUCAUUCCUGAAACUUGCUGGGAACAGCCGAGGUGGGAAUCCAUAAGGGCUUUUCAAGGUGGCUGGGUUGCUCGGAGGUCCGAGUGCUGAGCUCGCACUGCUGAGAUGCUGCAUCUGAAUCCAUGCAGCUGCAGCUGCUGCUGCCUGUCGUUAAACCGGGUUCUCGACUGCAGCGAGUUGAAUGGCCUCAGCCUGGUCACCAAUGACUACGCAAUCAACCCCGUUACUUGUACGGUUCGACAGUCAACUGUGUUAAAUUUCAGCUCGGAGCGCCGCAAUAGUCCGGUUGACCGUCAUGCGACGAUCGUUACUCUCUGUAGCAGAGUGGGUGGACUCAGUGCUGCCCCCUACAUUGUGGACCAAAUGGUUACAGUGCUCUGUGAGAGUUUCAAAUGGAUUUUCUUGAUGCUGAUAGCCCGAUCGGGAUAACAUUGAGGAAAAGCAUUUAACAAGAAUUAAGUUAAUGUUUUGGGUUGAAUCUUCCUUUAAACCGAUAUAAGCUCUCGGGAGCCCAAGAGUCGGGCCUGUAGGGUUACAUAUGCUGUGUCCAAGUGGCUGACGAUCCAUGGUGUCUGCUGGUGAUCGUUUGCUGCCAUUCUGAAGAGCAAAACUGAAAGGCAAUUGGGGGACCUGGUGGAAGUGAUGGAGGGGCAUGGUGGAAGUGAUGGAGGUGGCGAUAGCCAGGAGGGUUAUGAUCAUUCGGCAGGGCUGGGACUAGUUGGUUAGCGAUAUGGGUAGUAUUAGUGUAGAGCUGCUGGUUCGUAUUAGUGGCUAGUUGGUUAGGGAAAAGGGGUAGUAGUGGUCGUUAGCUGGCUGGUUAGUACUCAUGUCUAGUUGGACAGGUUUAGCGUUACUACGAUUGGCUGCUUGACUGAUUAUGGUUCGAGGCUGGUAGGCUAAUGGAUUAGGGCUAGCGGCUCUUUAAUUAGUCGGUUUCAGACAGGGCUUGGAGAGCUUCAACUCUAGAAAGGGCUUGGAUAGUUGUAUCCACUCCCGAACUGCUGACCCCUCCUCAUCCCGGCUCACGUCCUUGUCAGUUUUAGUCCACUGUUUUUCAGCUAUGGUUGCCACCUGUCCUGAUUUUCUCAGGAUCUUUCUUUUUCAGACGCAGCUGUCCUGAGAAAUGUGUCUUUCCAGGGCAUUAACAGGCCGGGGUUUCGUCAGUCACAUAAUAAUGCGCAACUCAUUCAAGACAACGCAUCCACAUUUAGUGCUCUCCUCUUCUGGUAUUGUGAGAUAUAUUUUUCCACGAUACGUGCCGGUUUUUGUAUACCUCAGAGGUGGCAACCCUUGCCCACAUUGAAAGCUGACCUCCAUCCUCGUGUUGGACUCUGGUAGCACGAGCCAGACGUUUCAUUUCAUAAUCCUCUUCUACGUCCCCUCUCCCUGGCUCACCGGCUCGCAUUCUUUGUAACGCUGCGCACCGUGCGGCAGUUGUGUCGUGAUUUUUAUACCCUGUACGCACACUUAGACCGCGCUUGUAAUAAGAGAUUUUCAUUCGGGCACUGAUGUCCUCGUCUGGACUUUUUUUUGCCAGACCAGGACCGAGACGAGAUCGGACAUGGACCGACAUUUAACGGCGCACUGGACAGAAUACCUCUGCUGGAUUUAGCCCAAUUCCAAUCAAACGUGUAAGGGCAAAGGUGCAGCCCUUCAAUUACUCGAUCACGCUACUGCUGGUGUAAAAGGGCCUCUACUGGAGGGAGCUCGGUACGGGAUUAUUGUGGUCUACUCUUCCACGGUGGCCAGACAUCUUUUGGAAAAGAUUGAGGUUACCCACACUUUGCCCCCACCACACGUGAGCUGCCUGCUCUAUCCAAUCAGACUUGAUCAUCCGAAAUUAAGCUUCUGCUCGACGGGACUGGACCCGGACCAAAUGGGACGUGGCAACUCCCACGAUGUUCAGGCCACGAACAUCACCACCAGCUGCUGCUGCUGAUGUUCAUGGGUCAUGCGAAAUUGAGCGAUCGUCGCUGCACCAGACUUUGUUGACGUGAUUAUUAAUAAAGUCGCGAAUUUGCUUCGA
Messenger RNA from Lethenteron reissneri (Far Eastern brook lamprey), 5882 nucleotides. RefSeq names its product alkylglycerone phosphate synthase (gene AGPS). The record is from RefSeq and is a predicted model, not a curated record. Gene Ontology annotation, cellular component: peroxisome. NCBI's taxonomy places the organism in Eukaryota, Metazoa, Chordata, Hyperoartia, Petromyzontiformes, Petromyzontidae. Gene Ontology annotation, biological process: lipid biosynthetic process. Gene Ontology annotation, molecular function: alkylglycerone-phosphate synthase activity; FAD binding.